Paraglomus brasilianum is the source of this 1731-nucleotide messenger RNA. The record is from the annotation of a GenBank genome assembly. Lineage: Eukaryota; Fungi; Glomeromycota; Glomeromycetes; Paraglomerales; Paraglomeraceae.
AUGGCGAGUAAUCUCCACACUGGACGACACUAUACGUCGUGUGCAUUAAUAUUCCCUGACUAUGCGACGGAAUAUAAAGCUUACUAUCCCGCUGAUUCAUUCGGUUAUACGGUCCUUUCUAAAGCAACCAAGUUAGGGGAAAGAUUAGCAUUGCAGGAAUGGCGCUGGGGACAGACUACGCCUGAAUUAUUCGAAUUUUUGUCGUCCAAACAGCUCAGACUCGGCUCCAUCUUUUAUAAAAAACGUGCGCCAAUAUACGGUGGUGUUAAGAGCUUUGCAAAUGAAGUCAAACCACAUAUCGGCUUUGUCAAAGGAAGUAAUAAUAUUACUGUUGGGUUUGUCGAUCUAAGUUUACUCUUUGGAGUUCAUAUCGAGAAAGGAAGGUUUGAUGCGAACGGAUAUGCAGUGGCAAAGACCAAAGUCAUAUUGGCUAUGAUGAAAAACGACGUGCCUGCACUCAGUAUUCUUCAAGUAUGGUAUUCAUCGGUAUGGACAACUGCAACGUUCGAUUACUUUCAACAGGCAGUGAAUAGUCUGAUUCAACAAGACAAUAAUCCAACCGAUUCAGCUGAUAAGAUUUACCUUCCUCAUUCACAAGAUGAAGUUAUUGGUCAUAUUAAGUAUUGGUCGACGGUUGAGAAGGGUGAUCCGCGAUUGAAAUUAGAGGCAGCUCAUUCGAAAUGGGUGGCACAGUGUCCACCUACUUCUAAUUGCUACUAUAUAGUUAACAACCUAUGUAAACCACGAGAUCGUGUUGAAUUUGCAAGGAAUAUUCUAACAGGAGAGCUUUCUCGACCAGAUUGCAAAGCCACGUCAGCAAAGGGCAAGAAGAAGAAGAAUCAAUCCAGGAAAACCAACCAUAUGAGCAGAUUUGGUUGCCAGAAUAGCGAUUUGCUAGGAAGUGUUACAAUGUUUGCUUGUCUGAAUGGUUAUGAACCACACGGUUCUAGUGAAGUAUUGUUCAGUGGGAUUCCCAUGGAAAACAUUCUAGCGAUGUAUAACAGUGAAACCACGUCAUUGCUCAAUGCAGUUUACGAGUUCUUGGAAGAAAAUAUUAACAAAAUAAAAACAUGGCUAAACGGUACUAACCGUCAGGACAGUCGCUGGAAUGUCGCUAGCUCUUCUACUUCAACAACGACCUCGAAAACAAAGCGUGCAUCUUCUCGAGUUGUUCCAACCAAAAAGCGCAUUCUCAAAAUCUCUCUUUACAAGGCUGAAUUGACAACUGCUGAUUGCUCUUGGCUUUCGCGUAAUCGUUUCAAACCAUAUGCGGUUAUAUGGAGCAACGUCUGCGACUAUUGCACCAAGAGUGAUUUUCAUACAAUAGCGCGAUCGCUUUCUUGUCCUUGGACAACACACACUAUGCAUUCGAUGAACUGGCCCAGGCAGACUUUCGGGGCUAUGAUUAAUGAUCUUCCAGAUAAUGAGAUUAGAGCUGAAUGUUUGGCAGAGGCGAAAACCGUUGUUCGCACGAUGGGAUCAAUGCUUGAUAAGAGUGGGUAUUUCGAUUAUCGGAAUUUGAAGGAGAAUCCAAGCAAUAUUGGCGAUUAUUUCAUGGCACAAGUGACACAUGACGAUUGGUUAAGUUAUUUCUUUGAGAAUGUGGAGACUGGAAAUGUGGAGAGUAAUUGCAGGCCUUUUCUUGUUACUUCGACGAAUGUUAUGACUGUAUACUUUGCGUGGAGUUACAACAGAAGACUAAAGACAAGAUUUUGCGAUAGGUUCAAAUGA